Molecule: messenger RNA, 2221 nt
Organism: Daphnia pulicaria
Lineage: Eukaryota; Metazoa; Arthropoda; Branchiopoda; Diplostraca; Daphniidae
Exons: 3
Coding region: 1124-2122 (332 amino acids)
Molecular function (GO): cysteine-type endopeptidase inhibitor activity; serine-type endopeptidase inhibitor activity
Source: RefSeq, a predicted model, not a curated record
UUAUCGCAAGUAAGACUUGUUGUAUCGAUGAAAUUUUUUCUCGGAUUCAAGGAAACCAGACUGAAUAUAAAGUGAACAUUUAUUUCGUGCGCGUGUUUUUUCUGUUUUUUCGUUUUGGUGUCAUAGAAAACACGUUGACAGCCCUUAGUAGAUGCAACUGGUGCGCACCUGGUUCAUUUUUUCCUAAUUCAGGAUUUCUCUAGUCAAAGUUGUGUAGAUUGUUCAAGUACUUUCUAAUAGUUUCCUGGGAAUUAUUCUCAUGUCUUUAAAGAAGUAUUUUCGAUAUAAAAUUAAUUUUGCAACUGCCCAGGUUCGAACUGAGGACCUAUUGCGUGUGAGGCAAUCGUGAUAACCACUACACUACAGAUGCUUAUUAAAAUGUCAUCGAAUGUGUAAUCUAAUAAUCUGGAUGAAUGGUUCACAUCACCAGCUAAUAUGGAUGUUUUAAUUGUGCAGCAGUUUUCAAUUGUGUACAGUAAUUAGUGUGGAAAUCCCCUUAGAAGUUGUCCCAACUAGUCGAGACUUCCUUAAAUCGUGCAACAUCCGCUGGCCAGUCAGUCGUGCUGUAUCAGUGAUUCGUAGUUUCCGGUAGGUGGAAACUACUUUCUUCGCUGAAAACGAGUUAUUUUUUUUUGUGCAGCCGAAAGUAGUCUUGAUCUACUAAACUACUUUGAAACUCGUAAUAAAAAAGUUUGUCGUGUUUGUUUGUUUUUUUUUUUUUUACAACUCACAAAAACGUCAUUACUUAUGUAUAGUGGUCUCAUUCUUCGCUUUUGAUCCGAUACGUUGCCCUUGUGUGUUUCACUUUCCUUUCUACUACAGCGAUCGCACAAGUUUUCUAACGAGUUCUUGCAUUAAUUUCCUUAUACAAUGACGUCUGAGGGUCUCUAGACUAAUUGCUUAAUGCAAUGACAUGUGAGGGUCUCUCUAGUCUAAUCAAGGCGGUGGCGCGAGCGAAUCACAGCAAUCCAUAGCGCCACCAUUCACCAACUAAUGGCUCGUUUCACCUGGCAGGAAACCGUACUGGAAUUUCCAAUGCAGCUACCCGCUACCGGUAUAUAACCAACCCACAGGAUAACCAACGCUAGUUGCCUCCAAAUUAUUCCCCAGUCGCCAGUCUUUGAUGGUCGCUAGAAGUUUGGGUUCAAACAUGAAGCAAAUGAACGUCGUCGUUUAUGUUAUGUACGUCAUCUAUGUUAUGUGGAUGGUCGCAUUUUUGGCUGUGGUGUCGUCGAAGCCGACAGUGGAAGUCGGGACGGACGUGGUCGCCGAAAUUCUGCGGGCCAUCGAUGGACGCCAAGAUAUGCAGAGAGUCGCAGGUUACCUGAACGCCUCACGUGACGACCUGGCGAAACAGCUGCCCCUCCUUAGUUCAGAUGGGACAAAGUUGAGCUACACUUUUUUCGCCCCGACGUCGUUUGCCUUCACGAUGCAAACGCCCCAGGACACGGUGGACCCGCUCUUCGUGGACGCCAGUCUCCGCAACAAGGUCCUGAUUCGCCAUUUCGCUCGCCAAAGCAUCUCGUCCGACGAUCUGGCCAAAUUGGACAAGCUCGUCAUGGCCGACUCCAGAGAGGCCGUUAUAACUCGAACAGCUGACGGGAAGAUUUCAAUCGACAACGCGGAAAUCCAACAAGGAGCCAUCGUGUUGUUGCAAAAUUUGGGCAACGUCUACCUAGUCGAACGAGUUUUCAUGACCGGAGAUGAAGUGAGCAACGCCAUCAGCGCCCAUUUCCAGAACAAUCCUAACACUGCUCUGUGUCUCGGCCGGCCCUGCUCUUCCAUAGGUGGUGCUACCGUUAUUGCGCCACCACCCGCUCCGUCACCGUCCAUCCCGAUCUUGGGCGGUUUCACCAGCGUCUCAAUCAACGACGCCGACGUCCUCGAGAUGGCUAGAUUCGCCACGAAUGCGUUGAGUGUCAACAAGGCAUCGCCGCUCGUCUUGAUCGGCGUCGUCAAGGCUGAAAAGCAAAUUGUUGCCGGCGUCAAUUAUCGACUCCAAUUAAAAUUCAAUGGACAAUUGGAAAGCGAAGAAAAUCAUUUCAUCGACUGUCAAGUGACUGUCUUCGACCAAGUGUGGACGGCGACUCGUCAGAUUACCUCAUUCCAAUGUACCCCUUAACCAUUCACAUCCCCUGACUGAUAUCAAUUGAAAAUAUUUCAUAGCAUUUGGAACCGUUUGGAACAUUAUCCCUUCAUUAAAUUAUUUGAUGAGCUCUUA